ACACGCUGAACAUUCUAUAUCAUACCCAUAAUCUUCAUAAUAGAACAGCGGCAAUCUCAUGCCAAAGAUUUAGUAUCUUCAAAUGUGCCAACCAAUGGUAGAGCUCCCAAGGGUCCACGACCCCUCCAUCCCACCUCUGCCCAAGCACGUAAGCUUGGUUAUGGCGGCGGGGUAGGUAGUUCCAAGUUGCGUUGAGGACUAAGGUAGACACGGCAGAUAUUUCCUCGCGACGACGAUAACCUCUCAUUCCCAUCAACGUUCCAAGUCCUUGCUCAAACUAAUCUCGGUUUCAAUUCGUCAAUAUGGGUGACCUCCCCACUACGUUCGACAAGCCUGUCCAUAUCGCCGUGAUUGGCGGUACUGGUCUCGGUCAGCUCGAAGGCUUCGAGCCCGUCGCUGCUCUCAACCCUAUUACACCUUGGGGACACCCGGCCUCGCCGAUCCAGAUCCUCUCCCACAAAGGUGGCUACGUCGCUUUCCUUGCUCGCCAUGGUGUUCACCAUCAGUUUGCUCCUCACGAGGUCCCGAACCGUGCAAACAUCGCUGCUCUACGACAUAUUGGUGUUAGAUCCGUCAUUGCCUUCUCUGCCGUCGGUUCCUUGCAAGAGGAGAUCAAGCCUAUGGACUUUGUCGUCCCGGACCAGGUCAUUGAUCGCACAAAGGGUAUCCGUCCCUUUACCUUCUUUGAGGGUGGUGUAGUUGGACACGUUGGCUUUGCCGACCCUUUCGAUGCAGGCCUUGCUAAGGUGGUCAAGGCUUGUGCAGCUCAUAUGGAGGGUGACGGCGUCGUCUUGCACGAGAAGGGCACGGUCAUUGUAAUGGAAGGACCGCAGUUCUCAACCCGCGCCGAGUCGAACAUGUAUCGAUCGUGGGGAGGAUCUGUUAUCAACAUGUCGACCCUUCCUGAAGCCAAGCUUGCCCGCGAGGCCGAGCUGGCCUACCAGGUGAUUGCCAUGGCCACCGACUAUGAUUGCUGGCAUUCGUUUGAGGAUGUUAAUGUCGAGCUGGUCAUCAAGUACAUGAAGGCUAACAACGAAAAUGCCAAGCGACUCGUAGCGGGUGUCUUGGAUCGACUUGGUGAGCUCGAGAACAGCGACCUGGUCCAAGCGAAGCACUGGGCUGGUGCCUCUCAAGGAGCCGUCAAGUUCAUGACCAAGCCAGCUGGCCGUGAUCCCGAGGCCAUGAAGAAGGUCGAAUACCUUUUCCCUGGCUUCUGGGAGGAAUAAACCCAAGGUAGUCAAAAGCAGAAAGAGACGGAUAUUCGAGGGUAAACCAAAGUACGUAGACAAAGACAGAUAGGCUUUUGCUGUGAUAGAGGCGUUAUUGUAAAGCGGCGGAACAAUCAUUGGUCAUCGAUAUGAGUUCGAAAUCCAUGCGCCUGCUUGCUCGUUGAUGAGAUAUUUAGAAUCAUGCACUCGUCA
Fusarium oxysporum Fo47 is the source of this 1421-nucleotide messenger RNA. RefSeq names its product S-methyl-5-thioadenosine phosphorylase. Gene Ontology annotation, biological process: nucleoside metabolic process. Gene Ontology annotation, cellular component: cytosol. The transcript has 3 exons. Gene Ontology annotation, molecular function: S-methyl-5-thioadenosine phosphorylase activity. Lineage: Eukaryota; Fungi; Ascomycota; Sordariomycetes; Hypocreales; Nectriaceae. The coding region runs from base 303 to 1226 and encodes 307 amino acids. The record is from RefSeq and is a predicted model, not a curated record.